UCCUCAUUCUUCAUUCUAAUCAUAGAGUACAUUUCACAUUCUCAUUCACACUCUCUUCGUUGAAACCAAAACCUUUGUCCCUCUCUUUCACACCAUCCACCACCAUAACUCCAAACUCUCUCCGAUAUGACUGAACAAGACAAACCUAGAGCCUUCUCCGGCCACCCUCCUCCGUCACAAUCUCAACCCUUUCCACCUCCUCAAUACGGCACUUUCCAAGGUGUCUCCAACUUUCCACCUCCUCAACCUGCCAUCGGUUUCCCUCAACCUGUCCCCCCUCCCGGCUCCGCUGACCCUUCCGGCCCCCCCUUUUACCCUCAUGGCUACCAAGCCUUUCCCGGUUAUGCAGUUGCUGAAGGAAGACCUGUGAGAGAAAGGCGUCUUGGGUGUUGUGGUUUUGGUUGUGGCUGGUGUUUGUUUAUAUUGGGUUUCUUUCUUGCUGCUAUUCCAUGGUAUGUUGGGGCAAUAAUUAUGCUUUGUUCCAGAGUAGAUUAUCGAGAGAAACCUGGAUACAUUGCUUGUAUAGUUGCUGCUGUUGUUGCAACAAUUGCAAUUGUUCUUGGAGCGACAAAUGUAGCAGAUGAAUGGUAAUAUUUACUUCAAGACUUGUAAAUGUUGUUAGACUGAGUGUAUCUAAAUUGUACUAAAAGUUGAUUCAAUGAGAGGUUUACUUAUGCCAUAUAUUUGUUGUAAGAUGCUACCUUAUGUGUAUUUUUUAAUUUUAUUGUUUGAUUAUUUUACAAAGUUGUCCUGCUUCUCACCAAAUAUAUAAUUAGGCAACUUUUUGUGCUUUAAUUGUCAUCUGUAUGGAUAUCUUCUAUAUAAGAAUCAAAUUCAUAAUUUUAUUUUAAA
Messenger RNA from Cicer arietinum (chickpea), 852 nucleotides. RefSeq names its product large ribosomal subunit protein eL20z-like. Lineage: Eukaryota; Viridiplantae; Streptophyta; Magnoliopsida; Fabales; Fabaceae. The record is from RefSeq and is a predicted model, not a curated record.